Cherax quadricarinatus is the source of this 1176-nucleotide messenger RNA. The record is from RefSeq and is a predicted model, not a curated record. Lineage: Eukaryota; Metazoa; Arthropoda; Malacostraca; Decapoda; Parastacidae.
UCGCUGAGUGUGUUAGCUGCCUGGGUUGUUGUGACACUGAGGGAAAGUGACGAACUUCCUGGCACUCCUCUCACAACAAUCAAAGAAAGAAUCUCGCAAUUAUUGUUGUGUUCUGCUUCCGGGUUUACUACUUGCAAGUAUGGCAAGGAGGAGGGACUACUCGUACAUAAGCCCAUGUAUUAAGUGGACUUUAUUCUUUUUCAACUUUAUAUUCUGGUUAUUUGGGAUGCUCAUCAUAGCUAUUGGUCUCUAUGGUGUUGUGUUCACAGCUCAGGAUUUGAAUGGACUUAAGUCUGUGCAGAUUGCAUACAUUGUCAUCACAGAUCUCUCAGGGGUUAUGGUCGCACUUGGCAGUAUUAUCUUCAUAGUGUCUUUUGCUGGCUGUGUUGGAGCUCUCAGAGAAAAUCUCUGUUUACUGAAACUUUACUUCUGGUGCUUGACCAUCUUCCUGAUUGCUGAACUGUUGUUUGCCAUUGCCUGCAUUAUUUUUCCAUGGAAAUCAAGGGAAAUUAUUGAAAGUGUUUUGUCCAAGCGCCUGAUAGUAGAUUACGAAGAAACUGCAAACACAAAGAACUUUGUGGAUUAUCUUCAGCGAGAGGUAUGGUACUGUUUUGAAGGAAGAUGUAAAUAUGAAGUUAUUAACCAGGGGUGUAUAUGUGAUACAGCAAUUGCUUUAACUCUCAUGGAUAGUAUGUGUGGCUUUGAUAUGCAAUCCAAAAAGCCCCAUGAGGCAUCAGAUACGAUAUACACAGGAAGUUGUGUGACUUCCAUUAUCCAGUUCUUGGAAUCUAACCUCUACUGGGCAGCAGGAGUCAUAUUCGGUAUCACACUGUUUCAGAUGUAUGUGACUCACCAAGCUCGAUCUUUGAUGGAUCAGAUCUCCUUGCAGCGCUCUAGAUGGAGUGCUUAUUCUCGUCUGGCAACAAACAAGAUGAUGGUUUAUAGGGAUUAUUGGUAGUAUUAGGAAAGACUGACUAGAAGUCAGCAAGAAAAAAGUACUACAUUAUUCAAGCCUAAUGAAGCAUGUGGUACAACAUACAAAGAAUGCAGAUUCAGUGCUCCUGGUCUAUCCUCGUAGAAAAGAUUUCUGAUACGUGGGAUAAAAUUUGUCAUUCUUUUCUGUAUAUUUUCCAGAACAAUUAUGUCCAUUCUAAAAUAUGGUGAGCAGAACUGUGC